AUGAGCAACGCCCUGUACGCGUCCGUGAGGCAGGACGACGCCCUCGAGGGCGCCGCGCCGACGCCGACGCUGCGGCCCGUCUCGUCUUUUCACGUGGCCCCAGUCACGAUACGCGACGCGCGACCCUCAAGAAAGUUCUAUUGGCGCAGCACGAGCGCUUUUGACCUGUACAGUUCUUCCAAUGAGAUGCAGACCAGAGACGUGUGCGUUGCUGCGCGCCUGCAGAAGCUCAAGACGCAGCGCGACGUGUACUACGACUCGUCUCUGCUCUCCCGUGCGCAGCGCUACGCAGCGUUGCAGCAGAAGGGCGCGACGCUUUGGUUCACGGGACUAUCAGGCAGUGGAAAGAGCACGAUCGGACGGGCGCUGGAGCAGGAGCUGCUGCGCCGACGCAAACACGUCUACCGACUGGACGGAGACAACGUGCGUCUCGGUCUGAACCGAGACUUGGGCUUUUCGGAAACGGAUCGGGCCGAAAGUGUGCGUCGUGUGGGCGAAAUAUCUGUGCUGUUCGCUGAGGCGGGUGUGAUUACGCUCGUGGCGCUCGUGUCGCCCUUCCGCGCUCCUCGGGAUGAGGUGCGCGCGCUGCACGAGAAGAUGGACAUUCCGUUCUACGAGGUGUUUGUGGACGUGCCAGUGUCAGUAGCUGCUGAUCGUGACGUCAAGGGCUUAUAUAAGCGGGCGAUCGAGGGAGAGAUUAAGGAGUUCACAGGUAUCUCGUCGCCGUACGAAGAACCGCAGAAUCCGGAGAUUUACCUGAAUACGUCGAGACAGUCGCUUGAGAACGAGGUCAAAGUCAUUCUGGACAAGCUGGAAGUAGACGGACUGCUCACUGGAGUGACAGAGCCAGCUAGCGGGUACCCUGAUGUAGCAGCAUCGCAUGAAGGAAACGCUACCGCGACAUUCUCGAUGCUGGUCGCGGACCAACCGCGUAACUUGAGCUCUCACGAUUACGAUGCACUACCUCGUGUGCUUCUACGCCAUGAGGACGUGCACUGGCUGCAGGUGAUUAGCGAAGGAUGGGCCGCACCCCUGCGUGGUUUCAUGCGUGAGGGUGUCUACUUACAGUCCCUCCACUUUAGUAGUGUGCUGUAUGGCGCAGACAAUCUCACUGUCAGUCAGCUGACCCUUUCCAGGCCCACUAACUUUUCCGACUACUCAAAUGAGUUUGUGUCGGAAGGUCGGCGUGUGAGCAUGCCGGUACCCAUCGUACUUCCGAUCAACGACGCUGCAAAGACGCGCAUUGGCGCAUCGAGGCUCGUAGUGCUUGUAGGUCCGUCUGGCGAGGAGCUUGCGUUGCUAACGGACCCUGAAAUAUACGACCAUCGCAAGGAGGAGCGUAUCGCACGAACGUUUGGUGUCAUGGACAAUGGCCACCCUUAUAUCGCUGAGAUUUUGAAGUCGGGUGAGUACCUGCUCGGCGGUGAGAUUGAGCUGCUGGCCCGCAUCGAGUACAAUGAUGGUUUGGACACGUACCGCAUGACCCCAAUGGAACUGCGUGACCGUUUUACGGAAAUGGGCGCCGAUGUUGUGCUUGCUUUCCAGACGAGAAAUCCAACCCACGCUGGUCAUGCGUACCUGAUGAAUAACGCCCGCGAGCAGCUUCUCGCACAAGGCUACGAGAACCCUGUACUGUGGCUGUCUUCUCUUGGAGGCUGGACGAAAGAAGACGAUGUGCCUCUUGACGUGCGUGUGCGUCAGCAUGAAGCAAUCAUACAAGAUGGUAUGCUUGACAAAAAUAGCACUGUUCUAUCUAUAUGGCCCUCUCCGAUGAUCUACGCUGGACCUCGCGAGGUGCAAUGGCACGCAAAAAGCCGCAAGAAUGCUGGUGCAAGCUUCUUUAUCGUGGGACGCGAUCCUGCCGGCAUCAAGCGCUCAGAUGGCGAAAAGGACGAUCUUUACGCCGGCGACCAUGGUCGUUUUAUUCUUCAUAUGGCACCAGGCAUGGAGGGCUUCAACAUUCUGUCGUUUCCGAAGGUGUACUACGAUGUGCGGGACCAAACGAUGAAGCCGAUGGAACUCAGCCGUGAGCUGGACUUUCUGUCGAUCUCGGGCUCUCGUAUGCGCGAUAUGGCGCGUAAGGGUCUGCAACAAUGCAAGGGUGGUAUAAUUCCAGCAGGCUGGGAAGAUGAACCGACGUGCGUGCCACAGGGGUUCAUGGUCAAGUAUGGCUGGGAUGUCAUGGUCGAUUACUAUCAGAACACCAAUAGUCCGCGCUGGGUUCCGUUUGGCGUGCAAUUUUCGAAGCCUGUCGUUGAUACGACACGUUCGUUCACGUCAGUCGGUACGUAUGGUCGCACUGACUACAAGCUUUACUUCAAGAACGACAAGGGCGAAAAAGUAUCUCCAUGGCACGACAUUCCACUCUACUCGAUGGACUCAACGAACAAUCGCUCAUUUAAUUUCAUCGUCGAGAUCCCGAAGGGAAUGGCGCACAAAAUGGAGGUAAAUAAGGAGGAACAGUACAACCCAAUCAUGCAGGACACGACACACAACGGCACUCGUGGCCGUGACUAUCUAUACGGAGUUCCGUUCUUCAACUAUGGCCUUUUCCCGCAGACGUGGGAAGAUCCGAGCGUGAAGGACGAGAGCGGGAAUGGUGGUGACAAUGACCCGCUAGACGUCAUCGAGAUUGGUGCGAAGCAGUUGCCCAUGGGCUCGGUGAUCCCAGUCAAAAUCCUUGGUUGUCUAGAGCUUGUUGACCAGGGCGAAGUGGAUUACAAGAUUUUGGCACUGUCCAUGGAUGACGGGGACGCCGGGAAGAUAAAUAGUGUAAGUGACUUGCAGAGCGUGAAGCCUGGUGUGUUGGAUGCGUUGGUAGAUUGGCUCACGAAGUACAAGAUUCCGGAGGGCAAGUCGGCCAAUGUGUUUUCUCAUGCUAGACCCACGUCUGCAGAUGCCGCCGUCGAGAUUGUGGCGGAGACACAUGAGCGGUGGCAGAAACUUCAGGCAGGAGAGGUCCGGGUCAAAGAUCAGUUCUGGCUCAAAACUAGGUCUACAAACUGA
Messenger RNA from Hyaloperonospora brassicae, 3006 nucleotides. The record is from the annotation of a GenBank genome assembly. Lineage: Eukaryota; Oomycota; Peronosporomycetes; Peronosporales; Peronosporaceae.